This is a messenger RNA of Zymoseptoria tritici IPO323, 2443 nucleotides long. RefSeq lists its product as uncharacterized. Lineage: Eukaryota; Fungi; Ascomycota; Dothideomycetes; Mycosphaerellales; Mycosphaerellaceae. The record is from RefSeq and is a predicted model, not a curated record. The coding region runs from base 35 to 2443 and encodes 802 amino acids. Gene Ontology annotation, cellular component: fungal-type vacuole membrane; vacuolar transporter chaperone complex. The transcript is spliced from 2 exons.
CUGCUCCUUCACAUAAUCCUUCACAGUCCUCACGAUGCGUUUCGGCAAGACCCUGGAGCUGAAUCGCUACAAGCCGUGGUACGACAAGUACAUCGACUACACCAAGCUCAAGAAGCUCCUCCGAGACGACGAUUCUGCCCCGAGCUCACCGACGACUGCGACCCCAACUCGUGGCGACGAGUGGACCGACGAGGAUGAGGGAAAAUUCGUGGACGAGCUGGUGAAUGUGCAGCUCGAGAAAGUGCACGAAUUCCAUCGCGACACCUAUGAGAAACUCCGAGAGCGUACUGCUAAAUGCGAGGGCAAGCUGGACGCAAUUGCUACGUCAGGAAAGGAGGCAGAGCAGGGUGACAAUGGGCAGAAGAGCAAUGGCAAUGGCAAGAAACCAAUGCCUAGCGAGGCAGAGCAGAAGAAGAUCCUGACUGAGGUUAUCGCCGAGCUCGACCAGAUCUCCAAGGAGACCAACGAGCUGGAGAAAUACAGUCGCAUCAACUAUGCCGGUUUCCUCAAGGCCGCAAAAAAGCACGACCGGAAGCGUGGAGGAGCAUACCGACUUAGACCGUUGUUGCAAGUCCGACUCGCCGCUCUGCCCUUCAACAAGGAGGACUACGGCCCUCUGCUGUACCGAUUGAGUGCCAUGUACAGCUUCGCACGUCAACAUAUAGAUGGGGAUGCCAAGUCCGACAAGGCGAGUGAGCACCAGGAGAAUCAGGAGGAGUACGUCAGCUACAAAUUCUGGGUACAUCCGGAGAACCUGCUCGAGGUCAAGACGAUGAUCCUCCGUCGACUGCCAGUCCUGGUGUACAACCCGCAAACAGCAAAGGUCGCAGAGGGAAACACUCCUGAUCCUUCUAUUACCAGCAUCUACUUCGACAGUCCUGCAUUCGAGCUAUAUUCAAACAAAGUGGAAAAGAAUGUCGGCUCUUCUUUGAGACUCAGAUGGUACGGCAAGCUCAACAAUAGACCGGAGAUCUUUGUCGAGAAGAAGACUGUCGGCGAGGACAACACAAGUAGUGAGGCCCGCUUCACGACCAAGGACAAGAACGUGCAGAAAUUCAUCAACCACGAAUAUCACAUGGAGAAGCAGAUCAAGAAGUUGGAGGAGCGCGCAGGAGCGGAGAGCAAAGAGGCCCAGUCAAUGCGUAGGUCUGUGGAAGAGAUCCAAGACUUCAUCAAGCAAUACGACUUGCAACCUGUCCUUCGGGCGAACUACACUCGCACUGCUUUCCAGAUUCCCGGCGACAACCGCGUUCGCAUCAGUCUCGACACUGAUCUCGCUUUCAUUCGCGAAGACGCUCUUGACAGCGAUCGACCUUGCAGAGACCCGGAUACUUGGCAUCGUAGGGACAUCGAUAACAAUGAGCUUGAGUACCCAUUCACAUCCAUUCGGAAAGGAGAGAUUACAAGAUUCCCGUUCGCUCUGCUCGAAGUCAAAAUCCGAAACGCGCAAGGCAAGAAGUCUGCGGAGUGGAUCGAUGAUCUGAUGAGCAGUCAUCUGGUCAGCGAGGCACCACGAUUCAGCAAAUACGUUCACGGCGUGGCUCAGCUGUUCGAAGACAACGUCAACACCUUCCCCUUUUGGCUCAGUCAAAUGGAGGUCGACAUCCGCAAGGAUCCACAGCAAGCGUUCGAGGACGAGAAAGCGAAGAAACAAAAAGAGCAAGACGACGAGACCGCGGUCGGCUCGUUCAUCAAGUCAAAGAGUCUCGGCGGCUCCCAUCGCCGUAAAUCCGGCAUCAUCUCCCCUAUGGGCUCUCCAAACAACAACUUCUCCACCUCUGGCAAACGCGCCUCCAUGGUCCCCUCAUCCGACUUCACCAACGUCGCCACCGCAAAUCCCACGGAACGAAACGAAAUUGCCGAAGAACCCGACGACGACGAAACCGGCACGCAAACUCACAACACCGCCCGCAACCCCCCUUCUGGUCUUAAGUCCCUCUUCCCCGCUUUCAGCACGAGUAAAUAUGCUAUGUCCAGACGGCGAGUCCAGCUUCCGCCGGGCGUCGUGGAGCCCAAAGCCUGGAUCAAAGACGCAGGUCCUGUGAAAGUCGAAGCGAAAGUCUGGCUUGCGAAUCAACGCACUUUUAUUAAAUGGCAGCAUGUCUCCAUCUUGCUCGCCUCCCUCUCCCUCGGAUUGUUCAACGCGGCGGGCAAGGACAAUGUCGUCGGCAAGGUGUUGGGCAUCGUGUACACGUGCAUCGCGCUGUUUGCUGCUGCGUGGGGAUAUGGCACGUAUAUGUGGCGGAUGAACUUGAUUCAGACGAGGAGUGGGAAGGACUUUGACUCGGUGGCCGGGCCGGUCAUCGUUUGUGUGAGCUUGAUUGCGGCGUUGAUUCUGAACUUCAUAUUCAAGUACAAUGCUGUGAUGAAGGAGCAGGAAGGACUUGGUGCGCAGCAAGGAUUUUUCAGUCAGAGCGAGUAUUUGUCGUCGUCGACGUUUUGA